AUGGCUUCGAACGAUCCCGGUCUCGCGCCGUUAAAUGCGCCAGCAGAAGACGCCAUCAAAGGUGCCGUCGAUGUCCCGGGCGACGAGACACUAGUCGCGCCUGAUCAAUUCGACCCCAGAUACGAGACGACGAGGAAAGAGAUCUGGGCCUACUACGCGUACUACGUGGGCGACAAUGGUCUCACGCUCUUCAACUUCGGCCCCACGGCAUUUCAGAACUUGAUGUACCAAGCUUCCGGAGACUCAGAGAUUCUGCACUUCGCUGGCAGAGACAGGACCAUCAACAGCAUCGUGCUCCUUUGCAACGGCAUCAGCUUCGCUAUCCAGAUCGUGGUAUUCUUGAUCCUAGGUGCUUUUGCAGACUUCGGAACAUGGCGGCCCAACAUCUUGAUCGUGCUUUCCAUAAUUGCAUUCGGCGUCGGCUUUGGUUGGCUGGGUGUGCAUACCGCUGAAGACUGGCAUAUUGGUGUAGGACUCUACAUCGUUGGUCUGAUCGCCUACCAAACGACUGUCACAUUCUGGACCGCCGCAUUUCCUGGCCUCGCAAGGAAUACCAGGGAUCUACGCGAGAAGGCUGAAGACUUUGCCCAAGGACGGAUUUCUCGCGCCGAGUACGACUUCGCCGAUUCGAUGAAAAGGAAUGAACUGUCAAACACGGCCUUCUACACGCAGUCCGUUUUCGAAAUCGCCAUCCUAGCUGUGAUCGUUGGAAUCAUGUUCGGCCUCAAAGUCAACGACAGCAAGGAGAACAACAACUGGGGCCUGUCGGUUUUGAUCGCGUUCGCCACAGGUGUCUGGAUUUUGUGCGCAAUUCCUUGGUUUUUGUGGGAGAAGAGGAGACCUGGUCAGGAUCCCGGACGAUCCAACAUCAUUUUUGCCGGUUUCAAGCAGCUCGGAUACGCAGUGAGCCAGAUAUGGCAGCUGCGUCAAAGUCUGGCCUAUCUUGUGGGCUAUUUUUCAUUGUCAGACUCAUUGAACACGACCGUAACGGUGAUUGGAACGCUUCAGAACGAGAUUGUGGCAUAUAAUAGCUUGCAGCUCACCUACCUCCUCAUCGUCGGUAUUGCUGCUCAAGCGGUUGGCAUCGGCGCCUUCUGGCAGAUUCAGAAGCGCUACGGAUUCUCCACAAAGACCAUGUUCAUGGUCGUUGCAUGUGCCAUCGUUGUGUUGGACGGCUGGGGCAUGAUCGGUAUCUGGACGCAAGCCUUUGGCUUCCACAAGUCCUGGGAAGUGUGGGUGUACCAGGCUUUCUACGGGCUGUUCGUCUGCCCGUGGUACAGUUACUCUCAAACCAUGAUCAGCGAGGUCACUCCGCGUGGCAGGGAGUUCCUCUUUUUUAGUUUGUUUUCCAUUGUUGGUAAGACGAGCGCUUUCAUCGGGCCAUUGGUCAGCAGCGCCAUCAUUGAUGACACAGGGAACAACAGCAGUCCAUUUUACUUCCUCUUUGCGCUGAGCUUGGUCAGCUGCGUGUUUUUGUAUUUCUUUGUUGACGUCGAAAAGAGCAGGAUUGAGCAGCAGCAUUUCUUGGAGAAGGCAGAAUCGCUGACCUCCAGACGUUCGGAUAUAGAGAGAUCACAUGAAGAAUCACGAUAG
Molecule: messenger RNA, 1593 nt
Organism: Paraphaeosphaeria sporulosa
Lineage: Eukaryota; Fungi; Ascomycota; Dothideomycetes; Pleosporales; Didymosphaeriaceae
Product: MFS general substrate transporter
Exons: 1
Coding region: 1-1593 (530 amino acids)
Source: RefSeq, a predicted model, not a curated record